Molecule: messenger RNA, 1071 nt
Organism: Coffea arabica (coffee)
Lineage: Eukaryota; Viridiplantae; Streptophyta; Magnoliopsida; Gentianales; Rubiaceae
Source: RefSeq, a predicted model, not a curated record
AUGUACACUGUCAAUUCUGGUUAUAAAUUUCUGAUGAAGCAACACAGAAAGAGAGGCAGGCGCAGGCAGGAAGGAGCUAGCUCUAGCUAUACAGCAAGUGAUUCGGAGUUAGCUCAGAUGUGGAAUACACUAUGGAGUUUAAACAUCAAACAUAAAAUCAAAAUUUUCAUCUGGAAAUGCAUUCAAGGUGCCCUGCCUGUGAAAGCAACAGUAAAUAGACGAACGGGGGUGGGUGAUCCGAUAUGUAAGAUGUGUGGAUCAGCACAGGAAACAGUCGAACAUCUUCUGCUGAAUUGCCCCCACACGGAAAACAUAUGGAAGGCAUCUCCCAUUCAGUGGGAUGGAGCAAAGGAGCAACAGGGAGAUUUCAAAAGGUGGUGGCUAAGAAUCUCUGAAGCAAGGCACAGGACAGAAGGGAUGGAACACAUUGGAUUAACUGCAAACAUCCUGUGGCAGGUGUGGAAAGAAAGAAACAAAAGAGAAUUCGAGAACGCUACCUUUGAUCCCCCUUUCAAAUCUAUAAGGAAAGCUCAUUCGGAAUGGUUAGAGCAGCAGCAAAUAGAGUACAAAGAGAAAGGAGAGAGCACAGAUGAAACAGUCCCUAGGCAAGAUGCUCAGAAUCAGAAUUAUGGAAAUGAAGGAGAAGUGCUAAUGGAGGUGACUACAUCCACGAAGCAAGGGCAGUUGUUUGUGGGAAUUGGAGUCACAGUUCAGCUUUUUGCAAGUAACACGAUGAUAGGGUGGGCACUGAAAGACAUUAGUUCUGGAAACAAAAUCCUAGAUGAAGCUUUGGCACUGAAGCUGGUGUUGUGUAAAGCUGUACAACGCAAGUGGAGCAAUCUUAAGCUGAGAUUUUGUAACAAGGAACUGUGGAGACAAUUAAAAUAUCAGAGCCCAGCGAACAGCAAAAUGGCAACAGUACUUGAAGACAUCUCUCAGUUACAGAGAUUGUUUUGCAUGUGCUCUUUUGUUUUGGAUAGGGAAGAAAAUAUGAUAGUCAGUAAAACACCGAGUGUUGAUACUUUAAGCAUUAUUGUGGAUGAGGAGCGACAGCUUCCUCAGAGUCUUUGA